This is a messenger RNA of Armigeres subalbatus, 5701 nucleotides long. It is a transcript of the gene hts, whose product is annotated as protein hu-li tai shao. The record is from RefSeq and is a predicted model, not a curated record. Bases 147 to 2300 code for a protein of 717 amino acids. Gene Ontology annotation, molecular function: actin filament binding. Lineage: Eukaryota; Metazoa; Arthropoda; Insecta; Diptera; Culicidae. Gene Ontology annotation, cellular component: cytoskeleton; plasma membrane; postsynaptic density. The transcript is spliced from 13 exons.
UGUUGAAAAAAUAAAUACUGGCAACGCUCCGACUCUUGCGCAAAGAUUGUCUCAUUUCAAUCCAGUAAAUCAGAAAGUGAAGUUGACGCCGCAGUGAAAAGACGUCGGAAAAGUGUUAAUUGCUGUCUUAAACAAGGAAAUAUAAAAUGGCGGAAACCGAGACAGCUCCCCACACAAACGGUAUUGAUACUAUAGCCGAAGAAGACGAAUACAACAAAACACGGCCAGCCGAUAUAGAAGCAGACAUGCGCGAAAUGGAGCGCCGCAAACGGGUUGAGGUCAUGAUGAGCUCCCGUUUAUUCCGCGAAGAGUUGGAGCGGAUUGUGGACAGUCAAAUGCGUGACGGUGGGUCCCACAACAUUUUGCAGCAAUUGUCUGACAUUAUGGGAAUGCCCGCCGCUCGCGUAGGUAGUGUGUUCAAGAGCUCUAACUGUGUAGUGCCGAUCAAUGACAUCCGUGGUAUGGAAGCUAUGGGAUACGAAAAAGGCGAAAAAAUCCUUCGCUGCAAACUAGCCGCGGCAUUUAGACUGGUGGACCUUUAUGGCUGGGCACAAGGUAUCAACAGUCUGAUAACAGCCCGCCUGAAUGCCGACCAAGAAUUGUUUUUGGUCAAUCCUUUUGGUGUAUUGAAUCAUGAGAUCACGGCAUCUUCUUUAAACAAGGUGAACAUGCAAGGUCAAAUUGUUGAACAGGGGACUACUAACUUCGGCGUGAACACUAGUCAAUUCACACUUCACUCCGUGAUUCAUGCUGCAAGACCUGAUAUUAGAUGUGCAAUAUACGUCGGUUGCAACGCAGUAGUUGCAAUUUCUGCAUUAAAACAAGGGUUACUACCCUUAACUAAGGACAGCGCUUUGCUCGGAGAAAUAUCCGUUCAUACGUACGCCGGAGCUCUUAACGAACCCGAAGAAAAGGACAAGCUGCUACGAAGCCUUGGGCCAGUAUCAAAAGUUUUAUUACUGUCAAAUCAUGGCGCUAUAUGCUGUGGGGAAACUGUCGAGGAAGCAUUUUACGCUGUCACUCACAUUGUGUCCGCAUGUGAGGCGCAGCUCAAACUACUGCCAGUGGGUUUGGAUAAUUUGGUUGUAAUCCCCGAAGAAACGCGUAAGGCUAUAUACGACGCAUCACGGAAACCUCCAGAGGGCAUUGCGUCCAAUACAUCUUCAGAUAAUAAGGAGCGUUCACAGGCUCCUAAGUGGCGAGUGGGUGGCGCAGAGUUUGAAGCGUUGAUGCGCAUGUUGGAUAAUGCCGGUUUUAGAACCGGAUAUAUCUACAGAAAUCCGUUGGUAAAGAACGAUCUCCCCAAACCUAAGAAUGACGUCGAGGUUCCACCAGCAGUCUCCUCCUUAGGUUAUUUAAUCGAAGAGGAGGAACUAUUCAAACAAGGAAUCUGGAAAAAAGGAGAUUUUCGUAAAGGAGGUGAUCGCUCCAGGUGGCUUAAUUCACCAAAUGUUUACCAAAAGGUAGAAGUCCUGGAAACUGGCACACCAGACCCGAAGAAAAUCACAAAGUGGAUUGAUGCAAACAUUGAUGAGUGGGUUGCGGAAGCUUCGCCAACACAUUCUUCGACGCCGGUAAAGAUCGAUGGAGCUUUGCAAUUCGUCCCUCCAAAUACCAAUCCGAAAGAGUUCAAGCGAAUUCAACAACAGAUUAAGGACUACCGGCGAGCAGAUAAGAUUUCAGCCGGCCCACAAUCGCACAUUCUAGAAGGUGUUUCUUGGGAUGAAGCAAACCGAUUGAAAGAUGCUAACGUAUCUGCUACUGGUGAUCACGUCGUCCUCAUGGGUGCCGCCUCCAAAGGCAUCAUCCAGAGAGGCUACCAACAUAACGCAACAGUAUAUAAGGCACCAUAUGCUAAAAAUCCGUUUGAUUCUGUUACCGAUGAUGAGCUGAACGAAUACAAGAAAACAGUCGAAAAGAAGCGACAAGGUGAUUAUACCGACACAGAUUUCUCUGAAUCCGAAGCACUGAGCUCUCUCCAGAUAUCAGAAAAAACGAAAACCCAGACCAAGAGUCCUCCAAGCCAGUCAGAGCCAGAAGACACUGCCGCAGAACAUCAGGUGCUUAGAAUAGAAACCAAGCAAGCUCCCAAGCCUAGUCAGCCAGAAGUUGUACUGAGUGAUGGUGAACAUGUACAAAACGGUGACCACUCGGAUACUCAUAUGAGCACGUUUUCACACAGCAGCAAAGAGGACGUGUCGACCGAGGGUUCACCGAAAAAGGAUAAAAAGAAGAAAAAGGGUCUACGGACACCUUCAUUUUUAAAGAAGAGGAAGGACAAAAAGCGAAUCGAGGCCUAAAUCACAACAAGAACACAGCACUCAGCGACGAUUUUUUUACAAAAAGAAACUUGAUUAAAAUAUAUUAUGUAUUUUUUCCUGAAACAUAAAGAUAAGAACGAAAAAACGUUUAAAAAAGUAUCCGCAUGUAAAGGAAGUCUUUAAAAAUAAAAAUAUGUAACUUGAUAUAAGGCGAAAUUCCUAUUAGUAGCGGUUAUCACUAAUAAGGCACGCGGGCACAAUAAUAGCAUUUGCUGAACAAAUCAUGUCACGUCGUAUGAUGAUGUAAAAUGGUGAAACGAUACAAAUAAAUAAUGUACCCCCCCCCCCCCCCCCUCAAUAACAGUAGGAGAUGAAAUUUUAUUGUAAAACUGUUGCCGCAGACAUCAAUCAAGUGCAUUUUGUUGGUAGGUAUGCAACAUCACGCAAGUUAGAUAAAAGUUAGAAAUCCGGCUUGAAUAUAUUGAUUAAUGGUGGGAUAUUAAACGAAACCGAGGAUGUUAGACCGGCUACUAAAAUACAAUGUGAAUGUGAAUCUAAAAUGCGGAUGUAUUUGGGUUAUCUAUUUGAAAUUUAUUGUUUAUUUAUUAUCUUUACAAAUGAAAACAAAAAAAAAUAUAAAAAUAUGCGUCACUUUGCAGUUGCAGCUGAUGUUGGUCGACGUUAAAUAUAUUAUUUAAGAAACUUGUCGCUUUUAAUCACUCGCUUUUGAAAUCAUAAAAUGCUAAUCUCGAUAAAUCCGCUGCUAUUUGCAUGAUAUCAAUAGAAAAAUAUUCUAAGCAGUUGAACAAAUAAAUCUUUGUUAUCCAAUUAUUUUUCCAUUUCCAUCAGUUUAUUACAAAAAAAUCUUUUGUUUCGUGUUGAUCUUUGUUGUGCUAUCUUGUUUCAUUUUGUGACAUCUUAGGAUGCCUAGUUGGUGCGCAUUCUUGUUAACACCAGCAGUACAAAAUGAAGGAAUGAUUCAAACGAAUUGGAUUCGUUCAAAGUUUCGAUCGCCAGUAAUCAAGAAUACGGGUGUAUAUUGAACUGUGUAAAGCACGCAUAACUUUCCCAUGUUACAUUUGAUGAAAAACCCCAGACUCGUCGACUCAAUUUUUCCCACUGAAAAAUUAAGUUUUCGUUUGAUGAUCAUAAAGACUGAAAAACGUUUACAUAAAAAGUGAUGCGUAUUAUGUAUGUUCUGAAAAAAUGUUGCCUACGCUCAUUACAUUCUAAAAAUAUUGGUGAAAUUUUUCUGGUCUAAUCGAUUCUGAAAUUAGUGCGAUAAAUUGACGCUAAUGAAACGCCUACUUUGAGCGUGCUUACAGCGGCACACUAGGAGUUUACUUUUGGAAGUCAGUAUGGCGAAAGGCAGCUAAAGUUUAAUAUCUCGAAAAUAGGCACCCUAAUCGAAAAAAAGUUUGGUAGGCGUUGUAGCGGACACCUUCCUACAUAACUGGUACCAAAUAGUUUUUCGUGAAAAGUUCCUACUGUUGAGAAAACCCGCACUAGAUGUCUUUCGCCAUACAAACCUCAGGUAGUUAACUCAUGCUGGCUAUUUCCACAUAUGCGAUAGCGCCUGGAUGCUGACAGCAGCGGGUAGGAAAUCAACCAUUGUAUGUGAUUCAUUAGAAUUUAUUAUCAAAGUUAACAUGGGACAGUUAUGCAUAGAACGGCAUAAUUGGACAUAAUAACCUACCUACAUUUUUAUAAGAAUUUUUUUUCGAACCCUCUCAAAUUAAAAAAAUGUUCUGAACUAUUUUCGGCCUACUCCACUGGUCACACGGCAUUUCAUAUAUGUAUAGGCUCAAAAACCAAUACAAAUGAGAAAUAUACCCAACUGCAAUCCGUAAUAAUUUUUAUAAUGUAUACCCGAGCAAAGUCUGAAAACAUACAGACAGCAUAUAGAGAACAUAUUUUGAUAUAGAUAUCAAAUUGAAAUCAUAAUUUGUUUUCAAAUAUGAAUCAUCAUGACUGAUUACAUAUUUUGAUCUCAUUUUGCUGUUGAUUUCUAAAUUGUAUAAUCUGACAUCAAACUGUGUACUUAUUUUGUUAUCGGAACCAAUAUCAAAAUCAGUUUUCGAUUUGCUCUCAUCGAUAGCAGGAAUAGUUUUCGAUUUGAUGUCACAGAAAGAUUUUUCUGCUGUAGAUUUUGAUCUUUUAACCGAUAAAACGACCAAAAGGAUAUCACCCUGAGUUAUCAAAAUUAGGCGAUUUCACAAGAACAAAAUUAGUUAUCGAUUUGCUCUCAAGCUUUGCUCGGGAUGUGGUAUGUUAUGCUAUGGACCGGUGCUUAUUGAUUUAUUGCUUAGAUUUUUAAACAUAGUCUUUACUAAGAGCAACUAGAGGAACCUUCAUUGGGAUAUAAUGUACCUAAAAUUUCAACCCAUUUGGACGUCGUCUAUGAAAAUUGUUUUUAAUUCCAAAUGCGAUUUUCUCGGAUGCCUGUUUUUGGAAUUUUGUACAAGUUUGCGUAAAACGGCAGUAUGCUGUUUACAAGUUAGAAUGGCAAAAAGUUAUCCUAGGAUAAUUCAAAUUUGAUAAUUUAUUGAAACAUUAGAUUUGUUGCAUAUCUCUCUAGACCUUUCGCUGGAUUUAGACACAUAUCAUCAGAACUCGUCUCUUUGCAGCUCCUCCCGUAAAACUAUAUUUAUUUAAAUGUUUUCAUAAAGUUCGUCCCGUUAUUCGAAACUCCUUAUCCCCCGCGUGACGUACUUUAUGGACUUUAUGGACCCCAUAUGCUAUAUUCUGGUUUACGGGCUUGAACGUUUCAUACGAUGAGUUAAAUUAACAUGUUAUUCAGCAUGACGCUGAAUUUCUGAUAGAAGUUUGUUAUUUUCCUUGACCAAUUCGUACACGAACCAAACAUUUAUGUAAAACGCUAUUUUUAGGGAACGUGACGACACCUACAAAUUACUACCACCGUACUAUAAAUACAAUUAUUUAAGACAGCAAAAUUUUAUUUCAUUUCAAUUUUUAGUCUAAAAUAGUACCUUGGUAUAAACAUUUGUUUUUUUAUUUAAUUUACCUGUUAACGUGCAAAUAGCAGUGUUGAUAUUAACAAGUACUCAUAAAAAAAUAGCACGCAUCAAAGCUUUACAUCGCUUGUUUUUUUAAGCGGCUCAUAAACGUUACUUUUUGUACGAAGAGAUGAUCAUGUCCCACAGUCUACCAGUGUUCAUUAGGAAAGAAUAAUUACCGGAGUAAUAUCGACACAUUAGAACAACAACUGACAUUAAAAAGUAAUACUGUGAGAGAAAUGACGACAUGUAUUGAACAGCAUCAGUUUCCAUCCAAAAGAGACAGUUUUUAGAUUUUUAUCAGUGUUAGCCAGGAUAAAUCGACUGUCUCUCUGCAACGAGUAAAAAAACUUCGAUUACAUGCUUCAAAGUGUUCAAGUAAUUAAAAAAUCUAUGAAUAUGAAAUAAAAUGAUAAAAUCCUG